This is a messenger RNA of Pseudocercospora fijiensis CIRAD86, 219 nucleotides long. RefSeq lists its product as uncharacterized. The transcript is spliced from 4 exons. The record is from RefSeq and is a predicted model, not a curated record. Bases 1 to 219 code for a protein of 72 amino acids. NCBI's taxonomy places the organism in Eukaryota, Fungi, Ascomycota, Dothideomycetes, Mycosphaerellales, Mycosphaerellaceae.
AUGCCCGGAAAUCCCGUUUUGCCGGGCGAGCGGCGUUGGCAGGCAGGCGGUCGUGCUAUAGCAUUAUCUGCACUCGGCGUGUGCGAAGGUCAGCUGCUGUCCAAUUCAACAAAUAUGGAUACCUACUUGCCGCCGCUCACUCUCACGCGUCAGUGGAUACCACGCCCACAAGCGAGAGCAGCGACAUUCCUACUUGCCGGCCGCGGGAGUUGUCGAUAG